Messenger RNA from Pipistrellus kuhlii (Kuhl's pipistrelle), 4617 nucleotides. It is a transcript of the gene FGF5, whose product is annotated as fibroblast growth factor 5. Gene Ontology annotation, biological process: positive regulation of gene expression; fibroblast growth factor receptor signaling pathway; positive regulation of cell population proliferation. The transcript has 3 exons. Bases 313 to 1134 code for a protein of 273 amino acids. NCBI's taxonomy places the organism in Eukaryota, Metazoa, Chordata, Mammalia, Chiroptera, Vespertilionidae. Gene Ontology annotation, molecular function: growth factor activity; fibroblast growth factor receptor binding. Gene Ontology annotation, cellular component: cytoplasm. The record is from RefSeq and is a predicted model, not a curated record.
GGCGCCCUCCUCGCCCGGGCCGGAGAGAGCACGGAGCGCCGGGUGAGGGGGAGCCUCGCGGCAGGCGUGCGCGGAGCAGUGAGAUCACCGGCGUUAUAAAUAUCCCGGUGCCAGCGCCGAGAUCCGUUCGGGUGGCCUCUCUCUCUCUCUCUCCCCUGCUUCACUCUCUCUCUCUCCCCCCCACCCCCCCGAGGCUAUGUCCACCCGGCGCGGCGAGGGGGGCAGCGCCAGAGGCACACAGCCGCGCGGGGGCUACGGAGCCCAGAGCCACCGGCCCCGCAAGAUGCACUUCGGACCCCCGCGGCUGGAAGCAUGAGCUUGUCCUUCCUCCUCCUCUUCCUCAGCCACCUGACCCUCAGCGCCUGGGCUCACGGGGGGAAGCGCCUGGUCCCCAAAGGGCACCUCGGACCGGCUGCGGCGGCGGAGAAGGUCCCGGGAGGCUCCCGAGGCCGCCGGAACGGCAGCAGCAGCAGCAGCAGCAGCGCGCCGCCCUCCUCCGCCUCCUCCCCCGCGACCUCCCCCCCGGGCGGCCCGGGCAGCGGCGCCGAGCAGAGCGGCUUCCAGUGGACGCCCUCCGGCCGCCGCACCGGCAGCCUCUACUGCAGGGUGGGCAUCGGCUUCCAUCUGCAGAUCUACCCGGAUGGCAAAGUCAACGGCUCCCACGAAGCCAAUAUGCUAAGUAUUUUGGAAAUAUUUGCUGUGUCUCAGGGGAUUGUAGGAAUACGAGGAGUUUUCAGCAACAAAUUUUUAGCGAUGUCAAAAAAAGGAAAACUCCAUGCAAGUGCCAAAUUUACAGAUGACUGCAAGUUCAGGGAGCGAUUUCAAGAAAACAGCUAUAACACCUAUGCCUCAGCAAUACACAGAACUGAGAACACGGGACGUGAGUGGUACGUGGCCCUGAACAAGAGAGGGAAAGCGAAACGAGGCUGCAGCCCCAGGGUGAAACCCCAGCACAUCUCUACCCACUUCCUGCCGAGAUUCAAGCAGUCUGAGCAGCCAGAACUCUCUUUCACAGUCACUGUUCCUGAGAAGAAGAAGCCACCUAAUCCCGUCAAGCCAAAGGUCCCGGCCCUUUCUGCACCCCGGAAAAGUCCCAACACCGUGAAAUACAGACUCAAGUUUCGUUUUGGAUAAUGUUCACGUUGGCCUUGUGAGAAGCCACAGGCCCCCCUCAGGAGUCUCCAUAGGUGUCUUUAUGGCGCUGGAGAAUCACUUGGACACAGCUUCAGCUCCACUCCACAAAGUCAGGGCAUUUGUUUCAGUGGGACUGAGACAAAAAUGUUUGCUGGUAGGAACUGAACUGGCAUUAUGGAUACAGGGAGCACACUGCCUCAGUUCAGUAAGACAUGAAGCUUUUUGCUUUAUGUAUAGUGCAUACUAGGACUCUGUUUUCAAGAAGUUUAACAGUGUGGACUAUGUAUUUUUCUGACUUUUACAGAUCAACCCAAAAGAACAUACAUGACAUGUGUUUUUGUUUUGUUUUGUUUCCAAAGAAUAUUUUGAUGCAGAUAAAAUAUUUUAUUAACUUUUGAUUUUUGUGUUUUUUUAAAAAAUACCUCUGCAUUGAGCAUAUUUUCUUACUUUUAUUGUUUUAAUGAAUGACACAAACAACCAUUUUAAUGAAUAAGUGUGUUUAUAGCCCAUAUGUAACAUGUGAAUUUCUUUUUCAUUUUCCUUGUUCAUUGCACUUUUUAUUUUUAUUAUAUAUUUUGACCAUACCUCAGAUAAUGUAAGUUUAGUUCUAUUGUACAUCUUAAAAUUUUUAAAAUUCUCUUCAGUACACCAAAGACUCAGCUUGAAUUUGUGUGUGUGUGGUGUGUGGGUGUGUGUGUGGACUCGUGCGUGUGUGCUUACACAAAUUCAUGGCACGUGGAAGUGUUCCCCUUUUGUGGCUGGGCUAUAAUGAGUUAGAAAUAAGGACAUUUUGAUGGAAUUAAUAGUUGGAGAUAAGGAGGAGGAUUAGAUGUACAAGUCUACUAAGUUUGCAGUAUUUAUUGAGAACUAAUUCUGCCCUGCCUUUAUUUCUCCUUUCAUCCACUCCCUGCCCUCAUUAUUGAGCAGCUGGAGGAAAACAUUUUAUUCUGUCCAUCAAGCAGACACUAUGAAACUAAAACACCUCUUCUAUGGCCCUCUGCCGUCCCCACUGUAUAGAUCCACGGGGAGCAACCCACUUACCGGAAGCACAGGGAGAGCUGAAAGAGAUAGAUCUUGUGACAGUUACCCAGUCCAGUCCCAUUGUCAAAAACACUCUGAUUACUCAGUACAACACCCUUUGAGUUUCCUAUCCUCAUGGAGACCAUUCCAGUGAAUAGAUUUUCUCUUUUAUAAGGAAAAUUUCUGAUGUAUAUUUUUUAAAAAAACAGCUGUGUGAUAUGGGGAACUUCUUUUGGGAAUUUGAUAAAUUGAAAAAUGGCAUAUAAUUGUCAAGCCAAAUAUUAAAUGUUGGGCAUAAAUCAGAAAAUUUGGCUUAAGGGAGUUUACAUUAUUUAUUUAUUUUUUAGGUAAUCAUUUUUAUGGAGUUCUAUGAUAUACAAGUGUUUAUCUUCCGAAAUAUUGCAAUACAAAGGUAUAGCUAAUGUUUAGAAGAAUGUCUUUUAUAGAAGGAGCAAGAGUUCAUAGGAGGUUUGUGCUUUCUUUGUAAGCAUGCUUCUUUUCUUUUAAAGAAUACUGAUAAUCUUUCUAAAAAACAAAGUAUACUUUAUUUUGGGUGGAAACUUGUCAAAAUUGAAUUUACUAUAAUUUAAGCAGCUUGCUUUGUUUUAAUAAAAACAAACUAUACCCACAUGUGCAUAAUAUAAAUAAUUAUAUACAAAAUCCAUCCAUCAAUUAAAACAUCAUGCAUAUACUCUAGUAUAGUGUUUUAUUAUAAAGCCAAUAAUUUAAUUUAACAUUCCCUCCAUUUAACUCAUGAUUUAAAAAAAUAUAAAAUGAAUUACCAAACUUUAUAUUAAAAUCUCCUGGGUUAAAUGAAACAAUGGAAAUUUGCAAACAAAGAUAUGUUUGUCUCUUAUCCAACUUCGAUAUCACUUUAUAUCACAGUAUAAAGCUAAAAAUAAUACUCUAGUUUAUUUCAAUGUAUUGUCAAGAAUUGUGCACUGUAUAUCAAGUUCUUAAUACACAUAAAAAUUAACAUUGUAGAGCAGGAGAACAGUAGACAAGAUGAUAUUAAUGAUGAUAAAUAACCAAGUAAAUUAAUGCAAGGCAUAUAUUGUAUUAGGCUAAUGUUGCUGAUAGUUUAUGUUAACUAAAAAAUAAUAGCUUAUCUUGUACCCCUAGUUUGAUUUAAUUAGUAAAUGAAGGUUAAAAUAAAAUAGCCACCACAUAUAUAUUAUGCAAGUCAGGACUCAUUAAUUUCCAAAUUUAGUGCCAAGCUAAAAAUUAAAAAAAAAAAAAACCUUUAAAUUAUACUUACCUUUAAUUUACUGGCCAUACACAAUUACAUUUAAUUAAAGCUCACUGAAGCAAAAAAUACCUAAAUUAAUUAAUUGAAUGAACUCAUUAUGUACAGAAAACAUGUAGAAAUAUAAUUCCUUACUAAUACCUAGAACUUUCUAAGGGAUCCUUACUUAUGUGGUUUUUGAUAUGUUUUUAAAGUAACUGGACCCAUCUAACAUCAAACAAAGAUAUUCAUCUAAAAAUGUCAAUGAAUUUUACAUUAAAAUUUAGGUACCUACUUUGCCUAAAAGAUAAAUGAGAGACACUUUCACACUUGAUGUUUCAAUUUAAUUAUAUUUAUAUUUAAGUUAUGAUAUUGUUUAUUUGGAACACCAGUAGAGGCAAGUAAGAUUUCUAAUAAGAUAUAUAACACUGUGGUUUUUAUAUCACAAAAUAUACAAUCACUUCCUUCUACUUAUUUGAGAGUGUGGAUAUAUAAAACUAACUUUGUUCUUUUAGCUGAGUUUUAGAGGCCUAGCAGUUCAAAAUCAUGUGACAAUAGAGGAUCCUAACAAAAGUUAUUUCCAGAUUUAAUAAUUAUAUCAUCUUAGAUGCAUUUCUUUCAUACGAUUGAAAAUAAAACCAUAAAUCUGAUUGAUACAUUUCUAUAAAACUGAUCUUGAAAUAAAAACCUGAACAAUUUUCUUACUUUAACAUUAUUUUAGUCUUCCAAAGGAGACAGUAACUAAGCUAUGACUUCCCACAUAUUCAAUAACAAAAUGAAAAUAUUGAAUUAAGCCAAAACUUGAAUUCUGGCCCCAUGUUUUCAUCUGUAGAAAGCUCCACAGUAAAUUUGAAAAAUAAAAGCAAUAUUAUAGAAAUGGCUGUAAUGGGAAAUAAACAAAAAUAACUUGUCAAAGGAAUUCUCCUUUAAGAUUUACUUUAUUGCUACACUUAAAUUUUAAUAAUGUAAAGACAAUUUUAAGCCAAUUGAUCUUUUAAAAUCUUUGAAAGAAAUUUUUAGAUAAAUGAACAUGUGCCAUGUUUUCUUUUUUUAGAAGUCAAUCCAAUUGCAAUGACCAGUGUUUGAAAUAAGAUUAUCAGAUGGUUAGGUGUCAAAGAAGUUACCUCCUACAUCUUAUUCUCUGGGAGGAAAGGGAGGAGAACCCAGCCUGAGCUGAGUCAGUGGGGGCAUUUUUACAUCUAAGAAUCAUAUACAACACUCAGACAUACCAUCAGACA